This is a messenger RNA of Cladophialophora immunda, 1767 nucleotides long. RefSeq lists its product as uncharacterized. The transcript has a single exon. The record is from RefSeq and is a predicted model, not a curated record. The coding region runs from base 1 to 1767 and encodes 588 amino acids. Lineage: Eukaryota; Fungi; Ascomycota; Eurotiomycetes; Chaetothyriales; Herpotrichiellaceae.
AUGGCACUCUCGCCCAGUUCGAGGUCUGAUCCCGAAGUGUCCACUCCAGUCGGUGAGACUGCAAGUGAACACCCCCAAGAGAGCGACAAUGCCCCUUCACAAGGUGGUUUCUUGUUCGUCACGUCUACGGGGCAGAAGGCGCAGAAGGAUCGUAAGCAGCUCAGAACACUGCGUGCACAUGUUAUGCGCAACUACCUGGAGCGAAGCCAUGCAGAGCAACAAGAAUCGGACCAAAACAAUUUCUCAGUGAUAUCAUUUGCAGGCCCCAGACUGCGGAAGGAGAGACAAAAGGCUGCUGUAACAGGCGGGCAGAAGAUGAGGUUCAGAAUGCGAUCUGGUGAAUUGGAACUCAGAUAUCCCUACCGAGAUCGGAAAGGUAAGAAGAAGAUGACCACCCCGGCGCGGGAGGAGGCCAGUCACGAGGCCGAAUCGGGGCUCCCAAAGGACAAGACAGAGUCCCUUGACAACACACACCGGGUGGCAGCUGCGGAGUCGGGAUUUGUACCUGGCAUGCCCGUGACUUGGCUUGGGUCGCGAAAUAUCGAUGUUUUCGGCGUAUUACCAGUUCGCUUGGACGAAGGGGAUGAAGCAAGGCUGUACCUGUUCCGCCAGUAUGAAAGAUACCCAUGGUGUCCAAUCAACGGACAGAGCACCUGGUCUGAAUUCGCUAUUAGCGAUCAGCUGGUGUUUCAUGCGACAAUGUAUAGCUGGGGAGUGCACUUCCGUCAUCGGCGACCGAUCCCGGAUUCGCAGGAAGAAAUGAAAACACUGCAGCAUAAAUUAGCGGCCAUCUCGUUAAUCAACGACCGUCUAUCAGAUUCACAACAGGCGGCCAGUGACGAAACGAUCGCGGCGGUAGCGGCCCUAACCAACAUUGCCCUCGUGAUGGAUUCAUAUCCGGAGGCAAGCAAACACAUGGCGGGCAUGCAUGCCAUUGUCGAGUUGCGCGGCGGCAUGUCGUCCCUCGGUUCGGGCGUGCAGCAACAUCUGCAGCGCUUGAUUAGUUGGAACGAUCUCAUAUACUCGGAGGUCUUUGACGAGAAAUUGCGCUUCCCGCCAAUCGAAGUGUGGGAUGAAUCGUGGGCAGGCUUUCAGCAGCGCACCUUGUCUAGGCCAUUGCCUGGCUUGAGCCGAGCCGAGCUCAGGGCGGCUGGUGUUCCUCGUCACAAGGUCCUCGAUCUGCUGAAUGACAUCCGGGACCUUUGUGAUGCGGAGCAACUCAGCCCCCUGCGCACCACCGGGGAAGAGGGAAGAAUGCGCCGUGGUGAUAUGUUCCAUCGGAUCGAAAGGAAAUUGAGACUCAUUGUCCAAGGAGACACUGCCCCGGGAAACAACCGUUGGGAUGCCACCAUCUGGCGGGCAGUGGCUCUGGCAGCGUUGCUCUUCACCCAUCACCACUUGCGAGGCAAUCCGCUCAAGUACCGCCAUUUCAACGUCUUGACAACGCAACUAUACGAUACCCUCUUGACCAUGGACGAGGACCUGCGAGAGUUAGACUUCGCUCCAGCAAUGUUGAUCUGGAUUCUGUCGACGGGAGCGGCGACCAGUACGCCGGCAGCAGUUCACGCCUCAUUCGUGUUUAUGCUGGGGAAGGCAUGCCGCAGACAUGGGUUGCUGGACUAUGAUCGGUACCAAUGGACGCUGGGCGAGUUUCUGUGGACGGGGCAGGCGGACCGGUCGAGAUACCAUUCACUGUGGCUGGAGCUGGAGCCUAGUAUGCGGGGGACGACGGUGCCAUCGUAUCAGCAGUAUGUGCUUGAGAUAUAA